Molecule: messenger RNA, 549 nt
Organism: Procambarus clarkii (red swamp crayfish)
Lineage: Eukaryota; Metazoa; Arthropoda; Malacostraca; Decapoda; Cambaridae
Source: RefSeq, a predicted model, not a curated record
AUGAAGGUCCUCGUCCUAUUGGUCCUGGUGGCUGUCAGCUCCGUCUUCACACGACGUCUGGGCAUGCAGGAUGAUGCCUUGUUCUCACACCCACAUACCCAACCAGCAGACCCAGAGUCCAAGAUGUCCUUGCAGCCAGCAGACCCAGAGUCCAAGAUGUCCUUGCAGCCAGCAGACCCAGAGUCCAAGAUGUCCUUGCAGCCAGCAGACCCAGAGUCCAAGAUGUCCUUGCAGCCAGCAGACCCAGAGUCCAAGAUGUCCUUGCAGCCAGCAGACCCAGAGCCCCACGUGCUGUCGCACCCAGCAGACCCAGAGCCCCACGUGCUGUCGCACCCAGCAGACCCAGAGCCCCACGUGCUGUCGCAGCCAGCAGACCCAGAGCCCAACAUGUCGCAACUCUUCCCAGAACUCAUCAAAUCAACGGAACACGCAGUCGGAGAGUUAUUUAAGUCUGAAUCAUUUACCAAGAAAGUCAUUCGCUUCGGAAGGAAAAUCUUGUGGGACAUUCUUCAAGAUGCGAGGUCCUCAGUCCCCAAAACUGAACUCUAA